AUGUCAUCUAAGUAAAAAGCUAACACUUAACAAGCAAGCGAUCAGGAUUAAACUAAAAAAUGAGGAAGAGUCUGAUUAAUUUUUUGGAUUAAUUAAUGAGGCCAUAUCCCAAAAGCGACCUAGAUCGAAUAGUAGAUAAAAUAAACCUAAAAAACUUUCAAAAAGGUAUAUAUCAAAUAUGAGUUUCUGAGGGAGUAAAAGACAUAAAAUAAUUAUAUAACAUCUAUAAAAGAAAUUUAAUUGAAUAAAAAUCAGAAUGAAAGCUAUUGUGAAGGAAUAGAUGAAGACAUCAUAAUUAAUCGAUCAGUUCUCAAUUUCGAUGUAAAGAUUAAAUUAAAAAUAGCUUAUUGAUGCUAUAGAAUUUGAAAAUAGUAAUUGCCGAAAAUAAGAACAUUAUAAAGUUUAUAAAUCUUUUGAAGGUAUGAUUAAUGAGGAAUAAAAUAACUCUGUUUACUAUAAGAACAACCAAAAAAGUCAAGAAAAUAUAAGAGAUAAUUAAACUGAAUUUUUAAAGUCAUAAGGAUUAUUAGAAAUUCUAAAUGAAUACAAUGUUGAAUCAAAAAAGAAUAUUCAUGAUGAUAAUUAUAAUUUGAUAUUGAUAAAUUCUCAAGGAAUAGAAGCUAUAUUGAAUAACUUCCAUAAUUAUUUUGACCCAUAUCCCUUUUUGAAAUUAAGAAAAUAUAUUGUUCUUUUAUUGGAGAUUUUAUCCUAAAUUUGUUAUAAUAUCAUAUCAAGUAAAAUUUAUCGAUAUGUGAUGCUUGUAUUAAUAACUAUCAAUAUAAUAUUUUUAAUAACUAAAUAUUAUAGUAAUCUUUAUGAAUUAUAUUAAUCAUUUUUUGAUUCAUAAUAAUAAGGUAAUAAUAACAACUAAUUUAGUAUUUUUUAUAAUAUAUGUUCUUGAAAUCAGUAUUCGAAUAGUUGGACAUAAUAUAAUUAAUUUUUGUUGUGAAUUUUGGAAUAUCUUUGAUUUAUUAAAUGUAGUGAUUUUAGGUUUGGUGACAUAUGGACUAAUAUCUUUUGAUUUUUCACCAUUAAGAGCAAUAAGAGUAUUAAUUUUUUUAAGUUAAUUAUCUUCAUAAUUGUAAUUAACUUUCAAAGCCUUAAUUUAAUCUUUUUAAUAUAUGUUAGAAGCUUUAUUAAUUGUAUUAAUAUUUUGUGUUUUCUUUGCUAAUGUUGGUCAUCAUUAAUUUGCAACAUCAUUUUACAAUAGAUGUGUUUACUUAGAAUAUGGAUAUGUAUUAACUGAUUAAUAUUGUGGAUGGCUUGAUUGUCCAGAUAAUUCAUAAUGUAUAAACAUUCCUAUUAUUUUUGCUCCAGAUCCCAUAACUAACUUUAAUAAUUUUAUUAAUUCUUUCAUUUCUAUAAUAAGAAUUAUAACAAUGGAUAAUUGGACUGAUUUAAUGUAUCCUACUCUUUAUACAUUAAGUCCAUUGACUUGGAUUUACUUUGUAUUUGUUAUAUUCAUAGUUGGGUUUUUUGCAUUUAAUUUAAUUAUUGCCAUAUUGAAAACAUAUUAUUCUCAUAUAGUCUCAGGAUAUUCUUAAGAUUAAGAAAAUAUUAAAAAAGGAUAAAUAGAACAAAUAAAAAUAAAUUUGAGAUUUAUUAAAAAUUUAGGACUUUAUCAAAAAUUAAAAGUACUUUAAAAAGCUAAGUUACAUUCAUAAUAACAAGAUUAUUCUUAAUUCAGCAACUAAUCAACAAUUAAAUAACCUUUCUUAUAAUAAUAGACUGUUAAUUCAUCAAUCAUAUCUCCUUAAGUUUAAGCAAGAAUUGUUGCUAAAAGUACUGCUAAAAAAAUACAAAGAUUUGUCAAAAAACAAAUAGAAUAAACACAAAAAAAAAAAUAAUAUGCUCAUUUUCUUUCAGCCAGGCAAAGAAAAGAAAUGGAAGAAUUGAAUAAUCAAAAAAAAAAUAAUUUUAUAGGGAAAAUUAAAUCUUCUUGUACUUUAAGAUAUAUAAUUUUACCUAAAAGAUCAUUAAUUUUAGAAUAGACACUUUAAUUUUAAAAUUAAAAUGAUGACGAAAUGGAAAUUUUACAUUAAUUAUAGACACAUGAUGUAUUAGGUUGGAAAGUAUAAAUUGUAUUUAAAGAUUAUGUUUCAAACUCAUAAGGAGAAGUUUUAGGAUAAAAACAAGAAUAUUUAUUAAAAGAAAAAAAAUUAAUUUCUGAAUUGUAAAAAAUUAGAUCCAAAAAAAUUAAUUAAUUCUAUUUUGAUAAUGAAAAUUUAAAAUAAUUCUAUUACAAUUGUAAAAAAAAGAUUAGAAAUACUUCUUUACCUAUAAAUAAAACAAAUAGAAAAAUUUAAUUUCAAACUUAAACAUUUGAAGAAUUAAGAGAUGAUGAAAUAUAAAUUUCAUCUCCCAAAAGAUAAUCAUCAAGUUUUGAAAGGAAAUUUAAAUUUCCAAGAAAAACUAUAUAAUCACUAAAACAAUAAAAAAGUGAUUUUUUUUUUGAAUUUCCAGAGUAUUAGGAAGGGGAGGCUUUUAUAGUUUUAAAUGGCGAUAAAAGGAAUUACGCGUCUGUAUCUAUCUUAAUCAAUAGAACAUUAGAAAAUGAAUAAAUAAUUACAGAUACAGAAGAUUUAAAUAGUUUAUUUUUUCAAUAUUUGAAAUAUCGUGUAAUUAUUUAAUUUUUAUUAAUAGAGAAUGGAAAUAAAGGAAAAUGUAAUAUAUAAAAAAAAUAUUUCAUUUUUUGAUGUGUUAAAAAAUAAAAAAUUAAAUUUAAUAUCUAUUUUUAGAUCCUUAAACUCUAAAGAGACUCAUAUUUGGAUGAUAGGAUUUACUGGUUUAUGGAAGUCUUUCUAAUUAAAAAUUAAAAUGUUAAUAAAUAAUAGUUUAAUAAAUUUAAUUUUUGACUUUUCAAAUUUGGUAAGUUUUUGUGUAUUAUGUUCUAUUGGAUUUUUAGAAGAAAAAGUAAUAGAAUAAAUAAAUUUUUCUAUGACCAUUCAAUUAAUUAUUCAAAUAAUUUUGAAGUUAAUAAGUUAAGGCAUAAGUAUAUAAAAUAAACUAUUAUUAAGUUUUAUUUGGAAGUGAAGGGGAAAAUAUAUUGGACUCUCUCAUAAUAAUAACUUAAAUUAUUUAUAGCAUUAUGACAUCUAUGGAUAUUCCAUUAAAAGAAAAUUUUGCAAGUGAAUUAAAGACUCUCAGAGCAUCAAAUGCUAUAUUAUUAUAUAGGAUUAUUAAAUAUAAUUAAUUUGUGACCAGAAUUAUGAGAAUUGCUAGGAUAACAUUUAAAAAGUAGAAAUAAUAUUUGUAUCAAUAGAUAUUUAAGUUUAAUGUUUUUAAUGUUAUCAAUUAUAUUGAUAUUUUCAAUUUUGGGAAUGCAAUUUUUUAUUGAAAAUUUUAAAGAGAAUGAAAGUUUAUCAUAAUUACAUUCUUUUAAAAGUUUUGCUAAAUCUUGGAUGACUAUAUUUAAUAUAAGUACAAAUGAUGAUGCAGUUGGUAUGUUAAAAGUAGUAAUAAAAUUUUAAAAACCUUGGAUAGGAAUACUUUUUUAUUUGAUAACUGUAUUUACGAUUAAUUAUCUAAUUUAUGGACUUGUUAUGGCAGUAUUAUUAGAUGCUUUUUCUUCUGAAUUAGAAAGAGUAGUAGAAAAUUAAUAAGAUCAGUCUUUAUUUUUAGCAAAAAAAGUAGGGAUAUAAGAAAACAUUUAAUUAAAUUGUCAGUAAGAAAUGUUGACUGAAAUUUAAGAAAAUUAGUAAUAGAAAUGUUAUAAAUUUUAGAGCUUAAGAAUCAAGUACUUAACCAACUAAAUCUCAUUCAUCUAAACGUCGUACAAAAAUUAAUAUAAGAGAUUUACCAGAGACUUCUUAAAAGUUAUUUAUGAAAAAGAGAAAAAGAUAAAGUAAAGUUAAUUGAUUUAUGUUAGAGUUUGUUUAUUAUGAAGAUACUAAAUGUGCAGAAUCAUGCUUUAUGUUUUCUUAUAAUAAUAGAUUUAGAAAAAUAUGUUAUAGAGUUUGUAGAAGUUUACCAUUUAAAAUUAUAAAUGAUGUUACAAUAAUUAUUUCUGUAGUAUUUUAAAUCUUAGCUCAUUUUCAAUUAUCAAAGAAGUAUUUAUUACUUGGAUCAAAUAUGGAUAGUUAUUUAGAGACUAAUUUAUUUAUUUAGAAUUUUAUUAUUUUAGUAAUAUUUAUUAUUGAAAUAAUUGCAAAAGGAUUUAUUUUAAAUGAAGGAACAAUUUUAAGAGAUUUUUGGAAGCUUGUUAAUAUGACAUAUACAACUUCUUAUUUUUUAAGUUUUAUUAGUUAAGCACCUAUUUUAAAAGUAGCACUAAAUUUAAGUAAAAUAUUAUAUAACUUAGUAUUUUGUAGACCAUUAAUGAUGGUUAAUAUGUUUGAUAGUGUUUAAGGAGUAAAGAAUGCAAUGGUGAAGAGUUUAUAUUAAAUAAUUAAUAUAGUUGCAGUAAUUUUAUUGGUUUUUAUGGUUUUUAAUGUAUUUGCAAUGCAUUUAUAUUAAAAUAAAAUGGGAUAUUGUGAUAAUUUAAUGAAUUUUGAUAUUAGUUACUCUGAAUGUUAAAGGGAAAAUAAAUAAUGGAUUAAUCAUCCUUAUAAUUUUGAUAAUUUAAUAAAUGGACUAUUUACUUUAACUAUGAUAUCUUCAUUAGAUGCCUGGGGUGAAAUAAUGUAAGUUUGCUAUAAUGCAAGUAAUUUAAAUGCUGGUCCUUCUCCUUUUGCAAUUUAAUGGGCUACAUAUUUAUUAUUUGUUUCAUUUAUUUUUAUAGGUGCAAUGUUUUUUAUGGGUUUUUUAACUGGUGUUUUAUUUACAGAAUUUUAAAAGUUUACUAAAAAAAUUGAGAAUAAAAAUUUAACUUAAGAUUAAUCUUAAUUUAUUUAAAUCUGUUCAAUAGUAAUAGAAUAAAAACCUAACUAUUCUCAUACUCCUCAUUCAAAAAUAAGGAAAUUAGCAUAUAAGAUAGUAUUCAGUUAAAUGUAAAAUAUUAAUUAUUAUUGUUAGUUAUAAAUAUUUUUAUAAUUGUAUAUUGGUGACAAAUAGUAUUGUAUUAUGUUUUUUAUUUGAUAUAAGAACAGUAUAUACUAGAAAUUUGGCUAAUGAUUUAUAUUAAUUACAUGCAGUGGUAUUUGCAAUAGAUUGUAUAAUAAAGAUUUUGGCAUAUGGAGUCACAAGAUAUUUAGCUUCUUCUUGGAGGUUAAUAGAAUUAAUAAUAACAAUAAUAUCAUUGGCAGAUUUUUCAUAUGAUUUAAAAAAUAAAUGGUUUCAUCAUUUUACAAAUGGAUCAUAAGAGGAAAUAAUAAUAUAUUUUGCAAGAAUAUUCUUAAUCUUUAGAGAUAUUAAGAUUCUAUUGAUAUUUCAAGAGUUUAAAGGGCUUUAAAGGCUAAUGCGAGUCUUAUUCUUUUCAUCUUCUUUACUAGUGAAAAUAUUAUACAUUUAAAUAACUAUAUAAGCAACAUAUGCUUUAAUAGGUACUAGGUUAUUUGGCCAUAUAACAAAAGUAUGUAAAUAUUAAUAGAUUAGGGUUCAGCAAUUGAUGAAUAUUAUCUUAAUUUUCGUAAUUUCAUUAAUUCUGCUUUGGUUUUAUUUAAAUGCACAACAGGAGAUGAUUGGAGAGCAUUAAUAAUUGAUUGUUCUAGAUCCAAUAUAUAUUGUCAUUAAGAUUCAUAAUAAUGUGGUUCUGGUUGGGCUUAUUUAUACUUUUUAUCAUAUUAUUUACUAUCAAAUAUAAUAGUUAUGAAUUUAUUUGUUUUAGCUUUAGUUGAUUAAUUUGAAAGUAUUAUAAUUAUCAGUAAAUAUCAUAGGUUUUUUUAGCACAACAACAAAUGUAAUCUAAACAUUUGUUGAAAACAUAGAUCAUUUUUGUAAUUGUUGGUGUCGAUAUACUUAUGAUACUAAAGGAUAGAAAAUGCAUACAAGAUAUAUAGGCAGAUUUUUAUUAGAUUUAAAUUAGCCUCUUGGUGCUUAAAAGGGAGAUAAUAUUUGGGAUGCUGCAAAAGAUGCAUUUCAUUUUAGAAUUAGAGCGUAAUUUAUUAUUAUUAUUCUAUUUAGAGAUAAAAGAAGUUACGUUAAUUUUAAUGAAUUAUUAUAUGAAACUUUAAGAUAUGCCUUUUUAGAAAAAGUAUUUAAAGAAGGAUCAUAAGCAGGAAGAACUGAAAUGAAAUUAUUUGAUAUGGCAAUGAAAAGAAAAUUAAAUUAUAAAACUAAAGAAAAUCAAACGGAUUUUGAAUUUAAAGGUGAUAUAAGAUAAUUGGAUUCAAUAGAUAGUUCAUUUAAUUUUAAAUACUCUUAUUAAAACUUUAACAUUUUGUAAGAGUAUUUACAUUUGCUUAUCAUUUUUAAAACAUGGAAAUCAUACUCUAAGAAUCUAUUUGAAAAAUCGAAAAGAGGACUCUAGAAUUUUACUGAGUAAUCAAGUGAUGAUCAAUAUGAUUAUAUGUAAUCAUACAGUUUACAUACUAAAGAUGGAUUGUAGGGAUAAUCUGAAGAGAAACUUUAUGCCUCAUAAGCUAUUGAUGAAUAAAAUAAAUAGGAAAUAUUAUAGAAUUUCAUAGAGUCGAACAAAUAUAGAUUAACAAAUUAUAAUUCAUAAAAUAGUUCAACUUUUCAUGGUGUUAUUUAUUAACCUGCAGUAACCAAUAAUAAUCAUUUGAACAGAAUGUAAUCCACAUGUUUAGAAGCAUAUAAUCAAGCUAAUUAUAGAUCUAUUUUAAAAAAGAAAUGUUAAACAUUAACAUUGAAUGAUAUCCGCAAUUGUUAGAACAAUAAAAAGUCUAAUCAAAAUUAAUUAACCUGA
Messenger RNA from Paramecium sonneborni, 6745 nucleotides. The record is from the annotation of a GenBank genome assembly. NCBI's taxonomy places the organism in Eukaryota, Ciliophora, Oligohymenophorea, Peniculida, Parameciidae.